UCUAGAACCACAUUUUCCAAAAAUAAAAAGAAAGUUCAGUCUUUUGCAUAUAUUGGAAACACAAUCGGUGAAAACAUUGGGAAAAUAAGAGAAAAGUUCAAAAGCUUUGGCUAGUAUCAAUAUAAUUUUACAAAUAGAAGAUAAGAUCAUAAAAAUUUAAAAAAAAAAAAAUUUAAGAAGAAGAAGAAGAGGAGGAGAAGCAUACCAGUGAUAAGUACAAAAGAAGAGAAGGAAGGAAAAUAAGUGAAAGAGUGUGUGCUGACAGUGGACCCACCAUAUUCCACUUGUCAUGUUUAUAUUUCUCCUUCACGCAAGUAAUUAUGCAGGGACGAGUCUUUUGCCAACGUUUGUUGAAGUGGGACCCAAAAUUCACUUGGCAAAAUAUGAAAGGAGACUCACACAAGUUUUGUCUUCCACAUCUUUCUUGUGCCUUGCGCAUAAUAAAAUUUUCCAACUUGAAGUAUUAAUUUCCUAUUCAAGUCAUAAUCAUGUCUUUAGUGCCACGACGGCCAUAAUUGGCUAUGAGCUAAAUUCUAAAUACUUGAAGACACUGCUUUGAUUUUUUCCAAUAAUAAUUUUAUACUUGCAGAAAACUUAUUAGUGUUUGGUCUAUUUAUUGUCAUCAAGAACCAGUGUCAUUUCACCAAGGACAAAAAGACUAGUAGUAAAUUUUGCUUCUGUUAGAUUAUAACAUUUUUCAAGAAAGAAUGAAAGUUGAGAUAGAAAUCAUCUCCGAAGUGUCAAUCAAACCAUCUUCACCAACCCCAAAUGACCUUCACCAUUACCAACUUUCAUAUCUUGACCAAAUUACUCCUAAUAUUUUGAUGCCCCUUGUUUUUUUUUAUCCAGCAGCCGUUAACGAUAACAUCACUAACACACACAGAUCAGAUCAACUCAAGAAAUCUCUAUCACAUGUCUUAACCAAAUUCUACCCUCUUUGCGGACGUCUAGUGGCCAACUCCCAUGUCAAUUGCAACGAUGAGGGCAUACCAUAUGUAGAAGCCAUAGCCAAAUGCGACCUCUCUGAGUUCCUGCUUGAUCCAGUUCCUAAUGAACUUAACAAGUUCAUCCCUUCUGAUUUACAUGAUGUUAAAGAUAUUUGCUUACUAGUCCAAGCAAAUUUCUUUCAAUGUGGAGGAAUGGCUAUUGGUAUAGCCAUUUCUCAUAAGAUAGCUGAUGCAUUAUCAACUUUCAUGUUUAUCAAUACUUGGGGAGCUAUUGCUAGAGGGAAAACCAAUGUUCCUAGUCCAAUGUUCAAUUCUUCAAUACUAUUUCCUCCAAGAGAUACAUCAGAGUUAAAAUCAAGCAUCACAAUUGGGAAGGACAACAUUGUGACUAAAAGGUUUGUAUUCUCUGCUUCGAAAGUAUCAGCACUUAGGGAUAAGUAUACUGAAAAGGGCACCGAAAAUAUGAGACCUCCCUCGAGGAUCGAAGCUUUGUCAGCUUUCUUAUGGACUCGUUUGAUGGCGAGUAUUCAUGAGAAAAGGGAUGAAAACAAGAUUUAUGGUAUAGUCCAUACAGUGAACUUACGCAACAGAAGUAGUCCUCAAUUGCCUGAAUAUUUAUUCGGGAAUGUAAUGCAAGUAGUCGUUACACUACCAGCUAUGGAUAAUAAUAGUACUGCUGAGGAACAAGGUUUUGAGCUAGUGAAAAAAGUGAGAGAAGGUAUAGAGAACAUAAAUAGUGAAUUUGUAUCGGAUCUUCAGAAGAAUGAUGACAAGCACUUGAGUUUUAUCAAAGAGAAAGCAAGUGAGCAGAGGAAAGGUGGCUUAGUCUUGUUCAACUUCACUAGUUUGUGUAGAUUGCCUCUAUACAAAGCUGAUUUUGGUUGGGGAAAACCAAUAUGGGUGGGAUCAGCUAGCCUUGUUCUCAAGGAUGUUAUCGGUUUUCUAGACACAAAAUCAGGUAACGGUAUAGAAGCCUGGAUAAAUCUCAAAGAAGAAGACAUGGCUAUAUUUGAAGCUGACAAGGAGUUGCUCUCUUGGUGUAAUGAGUGAUCGUAAAAUUUAUAGGGUGGUAUUAUAUAGACAUUUACACAUACUGCUGCUUUUAGUCCCUUGAUAUGUUAUAAUCUUGAAAGUUUGUUUCUUAUAUUCCUCGAUCUUUUUGGAAACCAUUUCUCAUCUUCCGUAUAUAUUGAUGAA
Molecule: messenger RNA, 2144 nt
Organism: Lycium barbarum (goji berry)
Lineage: Eukaryota; Viridiplantae; Streptophyta; Magnoliopsida; Solanales; Solanaceae
Product: stemmadenine O-acetyltransferase
Exons: 1
Coding region: 708-1997 (429 amino acids)
Source: RefSeq, a predicted model, not a curated record